This is a messenger RNA of Betta splendens (Siamese fighting fish), 4505 nucleotides long. It is a transcript of the gene pcdh18b, whose product is annotated as protocadherin 18b. Gene Ontology annotation, cellular component: plasma membrane. Gene Ontology annotation, biological process: homophilic cell-cell adhesion. The coding region runs from base 323 to 4033 and encodes 1236 amino acids. Gene Ontology annotation, molecular function: calcium ion binding. The transcript is spliced from 4 exons. The record is from RefSeq and is a predicted model, not a curated record. Lineage: Eukaryota; Metazoa; Chordata; Actinopteri; Anabantiformes; Osphronemidae.
GCGUCUUUUCUCCGUCCAGACGUACACUCUCACUCAUUCACUGGCGCGCACACACGCACGAGGCGACGGUCUGUGGAUGUAGCCAACAGAUCUGUUACAAGAAAGUGAGGUUCUGUCAUUCUUUUCCCAUAAAGAAGGCAUUUUAAUUAUAUUUAUUUAUGCACCUAUUUAUUUUUCUAUUUCGUGGCGUUUUGUGGACACGGAGCAGAAGAGGAAGAUUUAACAUGCCAGACUUCUGAGAAGAGGACCCCUCCGCCCCCACCAGCAUUUCCAGUUUUUUUUUCCGUCUGUGGAAGUAAUCUCCACAGUGUGCGUGGAGAACAUGGGGGCAAAUAUGAUCCAAACCAAAGGAAAUAUCUUUUCUCCGGCGCUACUGAAACUAUUGUUUCUAGUCGCGCUCAUCCACGGAACAACCGGUAAGACUCUGAAGUACAAAGUUUAUGAGGAGCAGAAAGUCGGCACCGUUAUUGCACGGUUGAAGGAGGACGUCGCCGCGAUUUUAUCCAAGCUGCCGAAUUCCCCGGCUUUUCGGUUCCGCGCGAUGCAGCGAGGCACUACGUCGUUCCUGUCUGUGCGCGAGGAGGACGGGGAAAUCAGCGUCGGCACCAAAAUCGACCGCGAGAGGCUCUGUGAGAAAAACCUGAACUGCACGAUCGAAUUCGACGUGGUCACGCUCCCGACGGAGCAUCUGCAGUUGUUCCAUGUGGAGGUGGAGGUGCUCGACAUUAACGACAACUCUCCCUACUUCUCGCGCUCCAUUGUCCCCAUGGAGAUCUCAGAGAGCGCAUCCGUCGGGACGCGCUUCCCCCUGGACGGCGCAGUGGAUGCGGACGUUGGAGUCAAUUCCCUGCACACCUACUCCUUGACCACCAACAACUUUUUCAAGAUCGACGUUAGAACCCGAACGGACGGGGCCAAAUAUGCGGAACUGGUGGUGAUGAGGGAACUGGACCGGGAGGUGCAGUCCAGCUACCAGCUGCAGCUCACAGCCUCUGAUAACGGUGCUCCCCCGAAGUCUGGCUCCACUUUGCUUAAGAUUAACAUUCUAGACUCCAACGACAACAGCCCGGUGUUUGACGAACAAGCUUAUAUCAUCAACUUGCUGGAAAACUCCCCCCUCGGAACUCUAAUCGUUGACUUGAACGCCACAGAUCCAGACGAGGGCACUAAUGGGAAAAUCGUGUACUCCUUCAGCAGUCACGUCUCACCAAAGAUUUUGGAAACAUUUAAGAUAAACCCAGAAAACGGCCACAUCACCCUCCUUAAAAAAGUGGACUAUGAAACCACAGCUUCUUAUGAGUUGGACGUCCAGGCUCAGGACUUGGGCCCAAACUCUAUCCCUGGACUUUGUAAAAUUGUGGUGAAAGUGGUGGACGUGAAUGACAACAAACCAGAGAUAAACAUCAACCUGAUGACCCCUGGCAAAGAGGAGGUGGCCUACAUUUCUGAGGGAGCCCCUGUGGACACGUUCAUAGCUCUGGUGCGUGUUGAUGACAGUGAUGCUGGGCUCAAUGGUGAAGUGGUGUGUAGGCUGCACGGCCACGGCCACUUCAGGCUGCAGAAAACCUAUGAGAAGAACUACAUGAUUCUCACCAAUGUGUCACUGGACAGAGAAAAGAGGUCAGAGUACAGCCUCACAGUGAUCGCCGAGGAUAAGGGUUCUCCCAGCCUCUCCACCAUCAAACACUUCACCGUUCAGGUGUUGGAUGAAAAUGACAAUCCCCCACGUUUUGAAAAGAGCCGCUAUGAGGUCUUUAAAUCAGAGAACAACUCUCCAGGAGCCUACCUGAUGACCGUGGUGGCCUCAGAUCCCGAUCUGGGAACCAAUGGCCAGGUGACCUACAGCAUCAUAGACGCAAUGGUCCAAGGGAGCCCCAUCUCCACAUAUGUCACCAUUGACCCGUCUAAUGGCGCUGUGUAUGCGCUACGCAGCUUUGACCAUGAAGAUGUGAGCCGGAUCACCUUCACCGUUCAGGCACGCGAUGGCGGGAACCCGGUGCUGUCGGCAAACACCACCAUUCUGCUGACGGUUUUGGACGAAAACGACAACUCGCCCGUCAUUCACUCCCCCUCUCUUCGGAAUCACACUGCCGAGCUUCCUGUUUGGAAGUACGCGUCACCGGGCCAGUUGAUCACCGCACUUAAAGUUACAGAUCGCGACGCUGGGGCCAACGGCGAACUGAGCUGCACCAUAGUUGGUGGAAAUGAGGAUGGACUGUUUGUGAUGGAUGCCAGGCGAUGUGAGCUCAGAACCAAUGGCAGUCUUGAACAGGCUCCACAGGACGUGAUGGAGAUCAGGGUGGAAGUGCAUGACAGGGGAACACAGCGCCUCACUGCUGGAGCCCUCCUCAGGCUGUCCCUGCAGGAGAACAUGGACAUGCUUCCCCCUCUGUACCCCACCAGUCACCCACCCCUGGACCUCUCUCUCAUUGUCAUCAUCUCUCUGGGGGCUGUCUGUGCUCUACUCCUCAUCGUCAUGGUAAUGUUUGCCACUGCCCGCUGCAACCGUGAGAAGAAGGACCCCAGACACAACUACAACUGCCGUGUGGCAGAGAACAGCUAUCAGAACCACCCCAAGAAGCCCGCCAGGCAGAUCCACAAGGCGGACAUCACCCUGGUUCCGACAGCCAACGGGACUCUGCCCGUGCGCUCACACCCACGCUCCCCCUCUGCCUCUCCCACACCUGAAAGGGGCACUCUGGGGAGCAGACAGAGCCACCACAGCCGACAGUCACUCAACAGCCUAGUAACCAUUUCCUCCAAUCAUGUGCCGGAGAACUUUGCACUGGAGCUGGCCCACGCCACCCCUCCUGUGGAGCAAGUCUCACAGCUUCUGUCCAUGCUCCAUCAGGGCCAGUACCAGCCACGACCCAGCUUCAGGGGCAACAAAUACACCAGGAGCUACAGAUACGCCCUGAAUGAGAUGGACAAGUUCAGUCUGAAGGACAGCGGGCGUGGGGACAGUGAGGCCGGUGACAGCGACUACGACCCUGGCAGGGAGUCACCCAUGGACAGGCUCCUUGGUGAGGGCUUUACUGAGAUAUAUGCUCCUGAUGGCCAGCACAGAACGCAUGCAGCGAUGCGGCUCUGCACAGAGGAGUGUCGUGUGCUGGGCCACUCGGAUCAGUGCUGGAUGCCCCCACUGGCAGCGCACCCCUCGUCCUCCUCCGACUACCGCAGCAACCUCUACAUCCCUGGGGAGGAGGCUCGCCAGGCCAGCGACCCGUCACAGGAGACCGUGCCGCAGCCCUGCACCGACGCUGGGACCGCGAGGAGCCAGAGCUUCUCUACGUUUGGCAAAGAUCUGGGCGGUGAAGACGGAGGGGAGGAGGGAGCGGGGGAGAGCGGAAGGUGCAGCGACAGAGAUGAAGACCUGUGUGGCACCACAUCCCUGCUGUCGGAGAUGAGCAGUGUGUUCCAGAGGCUGCUCCCCCAGGGCCUGGACUCCUACAUCCAGGUGAACGAGAACCCCAAGGGCUCCAGCCUGAGCGGGGUGGGGGUGCCCUUGGCCGGAUCUUUGGAUCGCAGACGGGGCCAUUUGCCGGGCAAGCCCAGCCCCUCCGCCCACCAGCAGGGCGUGGCCGCCUGGGCUGCCAACACCCACUUCCAAAACCCAGGAAGCAGCAUCGGCCCGUCCGGGCAUCACCAGGGUGGCAGCUACCACACCCUGAAACCCAGCACUAAGCUCAGCUCCCAGAGCUGCAACCAAAAGGGCUCGCAGGCGCCCAAGAACAGCCCUCAGAACAGUGGCCACUCAGCGAAGCUCGGCAGCCCCCUCCUCACGGCGCUGGUCAGUCCCACCCUGGUGCAGCCAUCCCCGGCUCCUGCGCCGGUGCCGGCGGCGCUUCCCGGGCCUUCCUCCAAGUGGCUGCCUGCCAUGGAGGAGAUCCCGGAGAACUACGAGGAGGACGACUUUGACUCGGUGCUGAGCCACCUUCAGGGCAAACGCAGUGACAGCAGGCACGAGCUGGUGGACGCCAGCGAGCUGGUGGCCGAGAUCAACAAACUCCUGCAGGACGUCCGGCAGAGCUAGACCUCCUGGUUCUAACUAUUUAUUUAUUCACCUCCUGGGAGGGGUCGUGGGGACCAAGACUAAAAAAGACCUGCAAGUGUUGUUAACGUUGCAUUUCAAAUGUAAUAAUUGUGUUUUGUGAAUGCUAAGUAUCCAAAAAUAUGUUUGUAUUGCUGGUUUGGUACACAAUGUACAACGUGACUGUAUUUAUCUUUGUAUUUUAAAAAUACAUUUGUAUACUUAUAUUUAUAGACCUGUAUAUACAGUUAAUCAGAAUUCUAUUUUUAUAUUUAAAUGCAUGUGAAGUAAAAAGCGUUGAAUCAAGACUUUGACAUGCGAUUGACAUUCUACGUAUUUAAACUGUCUUUUGUAUCGUGAUUCUUUUUUAAUUUGCGACUAUGAUAUCUAUACAUGAAUAUAUGAAUGAAUUAAUGGAAUUAACUUGGACACUUGUCUUUGUGAAUUAUCACAAAUAAAAAAAAUAUUCAGUGUG